AUGCAGGGGGCGCGGCCGCCGACGCGACGUGCAGAGAAUCUGGCCUGCCCCGCGCAGCAAGGCUCAGGACAGGGUGGGGCCGAGGGAGGGGACGCGGCGAGGGCCCCGGGCUACUCCUCCGGGCCGGAGACCCAGGACCGCGACCCUCCGAGGGAAAGCGGGGACCUCAGGACCCUCGAGCCAGGGCUGUUUGGAGCGCGCGGGGCCCUAGGAUGCCGGGGUCCCUCGGGGCUCAGACAGGGGCGGGCUCGCCCCUCCCAGGACGGCAGGUGGCGGCACCAGCCCCGUCCCAGCUCGGAGGGGCUUCCCCGCCACCUUCCGGACGAAGCGUCAAGUACAAGUUCAAGUUCAGGGCCAGGCCUGGCGGCGGGGGGGGGAGGGGGUCGCGAAGCUUCACCCAGAAGCCUUUGUUCUCCGGGAUCUUCGCUCCCACGUCCCCUCCCGGGCGGGGCCCGGCAGAGACCCCCGCCCCGCCCCACCGCGCCCCGCAGGAGCCUCCUUCUUCCGCCGGCGCGGCGCCUGUUCCCGAUCCCGGCGUCCCCGCUCGGGGCCACCGAAGGGUCUAGGGGCUCGGGGCGCGGGGGACGGGGGGCGGAGAGGCGCGAUACGAGCCCGUGGGAGCCUCCCCAGCCCCGCAGUCCCAGCGGCAAACUGUGCUGGCCGGACGGAUGCCCGCGCGGAGGCAAGAGAAGCUCCAACAUGGCCACAAGAAUCCAGAUUCUCCCUCUGAGCCCCUUGCCCUGAAGCCAGAAGAGGGCUGCAGUGCGGAGCUGGUGCCCAGAAACUCUUGCCAGUCCUCCGCGGUGCCUGGAGAAGGACUGCAGCUCGCGGGCUGUGUGGCUUCUGCUUUUGGUUGUCAGUCCCAAAGGGGAUGCCCAUCUCCAGCGACUGCAAUUCCUCCCCUUUCCUGAGCCCUGCUAUUUCCCAGGCUGGAGGCAGAAGUGACAGGUUAAUGGCCGGCUGUGCUGGCCCUGCAGGGUUCCCUGACCUUCCCUCUGGGUUUGGCAUGAUCCUACAGCAUCCUCCAGAGACGGCAAGAGGAGACCAGAGCGGGAAAGACAGAAAAAGAGAGAGAGAGACAGCCACAGAGAGGACAAAAAGA
Messenger RNA from Cebus imitator (Panamanian white-faced capuchin), 1102 nucleotides. Its product is annotated as collagen alpha-1(III) chain-like. The record is from RefSeq and is a predicted model, not a curated record. NCBI's taxonomy places the organism in Eukaryota, Metazoa, Chordata, Mammalia, Primates, Cebidae. The transcript has 3 exons. The coding region runs from base 1 to 744 and encodes 247 amino acids.